Messenger RNA from Bactrocera neohumeralis, 9482 nucleotides. RefSeq names its product protein tipE (gene Teh1). Gene Ontology annotation, molecular function: sodium channel regulator activity. NCBI's taxonomy places the organism in Eukaryota, Metazoa, Arthropoda, Insecta, Diptera, Tephritidae. The coding region runs from base 2337 to 3176 and encodes 279 amino acids. The transcript has 2 exons. Gene Ontology annotation, biological process: regulation of sodium ion transport. The record is from RefSeq and is a predicted model, not a curated record.
UGACAAAUAUUUUUCUGCUUAUGGCAAACAACUAAAUCAAUUAAUGUUGAAAAGUGAUUUUUAAUGAUUUAUGUAUAUAUUCGAAAUUGGUAGCGAAAAAGAUGUAAAUCAGUGUGUAAAUAUUUUCAAAUGUGAAAUGCAUAUAAUUUAAAUAAUGAAAGAAAUUUACAGUGGUGUGAUGUCAGCAACAACCAGUCAACAUGUAAAAUAAAUGUGAAUUAAAACACGAAAGUGAAAAUGAAAUGAAGGUAUACAAAAUUAUUUUCUACUCUUCAAACUAAUCUUUCUAAUAAAAGUCCACGAAACUAACAAAACAACGAAACUCUUGUCUCAUACUGCUGCAACACGUCGAUCCUUCAUACAAAAAAGAGUGCUAGAGUAGAGAAAAGUGUAAUUUUUCUCGUAGGUUUUGUGAAGAAAGUGAUAAGCAAUUGUGUUAUCUGAAAAGCGCAGUUUCCUACACACAUAAUUUCUUGAAUCAUUCCCAUUAACACGGUCGAAGCGACGUGAGCUUUAAAUGUUUCUAUCAACGCUGAAAAAUAACACCUUUGCAGCAAAAAAUAAAGUGUCUUCGGUGUCAGCUGCCAGUCGUGUCUGCCACAAUCCCCCCAUUUUCCCUGUCAUCUGUGCAGCGUCGUUCACAGCGCCAUCGCCAUCACCAUCGCCAUAUCCAUUGCUAGUGCCUGUGUUUUCAUUGUCUUCGUGGUCGUGGACGUCGCUGUUGUCGUCGCCUUUCAUUGUCAUUGUCAAUGAGCUACGCCAGCUACUCGUAGACGAACAGCUGAUAGCAGCCACAAUCGCCAUAAGCGACGACACAACGCGCCGCAGAGUCGCAACACUCUCAGACCUCCCAAACUGCAUAAGACGCUCCGCUCACCGUUUACCAACACUCCUAUCCUUAAACGUUAGCAACAUUAGUGCUCUCACACUGUUGUGUUUGUUGUUUGUUGCAAAAACACUGUGUUUUUAUCAAAUCGCCUUAACCAAUUUGUCUCCGGCUCUGAAACAUUCGCGAAGAGUGCGAGUGUGAGAGCGCGCUUAGCCGUUGAGCGGUGGCCAUUUAUUGCGAGAGUUCAAGCUAAUGCCUCGAGUUCGUCGGUAGAGAAGCAACUCGGGAAGCAGUAGCACUCAAUGCGGGUGGCAUUGGUCACUAGGUCACUUAAAUACCAACAGGCAACAUAGCGUAUUUGAGUGACGCCUGUGAGCCAUUUUGCAGUUUCCCAUACUUUCUUUGCAAUGCCACAAAUGAAAAUGGUGAUAAUGAAUAAAACUACGUGCUAGUGUAACUAUUUCAACAACCAAAACUACGUCUACUGCAAUUAUAAUGGACCUUAAUAGUGCCGUUAUCAAACCAGCAACAAAAGCUGAACUCGUACGCUGACUUGUUGUUGUUGGCGGCAGCUGAUUUAUACUACACACACUGUUCGCUCUCAUCGCUCUCAUUUACGCUCUCGGUUUUCCAACUAUCGCGCAUGUACAAACAGCAGCAACAAUAUCAACAAAACCAUCAGCGACAACGCCGUCAAAAUAACAACUCUAACAAUUGAUUUGCAGCAACAGAAAAAGAGCAGGAUACAACAAUAAGUUGCUCGGCAGCAAAUAUAUCUUAUCGCACGACAUAAACAACAAUAGCAUCAACUGUGGAACAAUACAACAGUUAUAAGACGACGCUCGCAGCCAAAGCAACAGUGGAAGCAACAAAUUCUGCCGCGAUUUCGUUUCCAUCCACAUCGACAGCAAUCAGCAAGAACACUGGCAACAUAUAUCUCAACGACAGUAACGAUUGCGAACCGACCAGCGCAGCCGCUGCCCCAGCUGUCACAGCUGCGGCCGCUGCUGCUGCUGUUGCUGCCGCCACAACGACUGCAACUACAAUCGCAAGUGAAACAACGACUGCUGGUACAACUGAAACUGCAACUGCUACUGCUUCUAAUAUUGCUGCAUCAGUUCCUGCUGCUGUUGGUGGCGUCAACACCGUCACUGUCACAGCCACCACUACUGCCGUCUCAGCUACUGCGACCACCUCCCAUUCCGCCCGCGCCAGCUACGCCAGCCGCGCCACCCACACAAACGCCAAAGCCAAAGCUACGAGCGACGCCGACAUCAAAUAUAUUACCGACAUCGACGACACGGACGACGCAGAAGCCGUAAGUUCGCUCAUUGCCAUUCGUUGCUCGUGCAACGAGGUGAGCCACAGCGCGCACGCGAACACAAUAUACAUCGCGGAAGCGGAUACGGUCGCCGAGGCGAGAGGGCGGUCGACUGCGACAGCGACAGCGGCAGCGGUUGGUUACGGUUACGGCAGUAAUCGUCGCCCUGUGUGCACGGACAAUAAUAUGAGGAGUGGCAGUUCAGAAUUAUUACUCGAGCAGCAACAACAAGAGUUACGGUUACGUAAAAAACGAGAUCUGGCUCCAAAAAAGAAAAAUGGCAACCGGCGUUUUCGUUCGUGGCGCGAACGUGCACGCUUCUAUGGCACGUCUACGCUUGCCUUCUUCUCGGUGACGGCCGGUGCCUCGCUUCUAUUCCUGGUGCCGCUCUAUGUCGAUCCGGCGAUAUCGACACUAAGUCACGAUUUCAUCGAUAGUCCGACACUAUGCACAACCACACGUCGCGAAGACCUAAUCGGUAUAUUUAAUUGUUCGUGGAGUUCGUGUCGCGAGGGUUGCACUUCUGAUCUAUAUCGUUGUGUACAUAUUUAUGUGACGUUUAUCGAACAAAAUAUUACGAUACCCGAGAACAUGACCGAUUACACUAACUUCACCGCGGAGUGGGAACAGUCGGAGGAGGCCACACUGCUAGUGAAUAUAAAGGGGUGUGGCUAUCCGCCGACGGUUACAUGUAAAACGUUCAAUGCCUACUAUGGUGUCGAAGGUGCGAUAUUCCCCUGCUAUUAUUCGCGUAAAAAUAAAACGGUCGUGCUGACGUCGUACAAUCACGACAAUCAGGUAGCGACGAUCAUACACUUCUUUACGGUGCCAUUUGUGAUAACAGUGAUCUCGGCAAUCGCGCUCUGUGUUAUGCAUUGUGAUUGCAGGUGUAAAAAGGAUCACAGCCAUCGAAGGAAUCGGGGGCAAGGCCGCCGACCGCGUAUCGAAAACCUUAGUGAUACAUCGAUUUCAACGCGCGUGGACAUGCUGACGCCGGCCAUCGAGGUGUACAAACCACCGCUCUGACAUAAGGAUGACACGGUGGAGAGCAACUUGGGUUAUCCAUCGACGAGUAGCGAUUUCUAGCAUAGGCUUAUCACGACAGCGGAGAUCACCGCUACGUCAGCUACGGAUAAUCUAUUUGCGCUUCCAUCAUAGUGUCAAUCAAAGUCAACCAGUAACAAAAAAUACUAACAACAACAAUAAGCAUAUAAUCUACUAGCAGAAAACCCCGAGAAUUCCAACAACAUUUAUACACAAACAUACAUGCAUACGAACAAUAACGGCAACAAAAACUGAAUCAAAAAACAAAAUUAGAAAAAAUACAUGAGCGUGUAGGCAAUUUGGCUGUGUGCUUGUGAGCCGAGAGCGCAGCGAACUCAUAGAAAAUAUGCGAUUGCCGCAGUGGAUUUGGCGAAGCGGGCGGUCUGGCGGUCUGGCGGCUGGCUAAAGCGCCAGUGAGUGCAGCUCAACAAGCGGCAGCCAUUGACAUGCUUACACGCACACAUAAACACAUACGUGCAUAGCAACAUAUAAUGAUUGAUCCAACUGAAUAAUUCCUAAGAUUGAUUACAGUUAGUUACUUAAGUAGUGUUAAAGAGAAAAGAUUUUUAUGCGGAAAUUAGAGAAGCAAAAACAAAACCAAAGCAAAACAAUUACGCAUGUAUGUAUGUAUGUUAAGAGUUAAUAUAUAAGUAGGUAUACACACACAUACACAUGCAUGUGAUAGGUAGCGUACAUGCAACAGGAGUGUGCUGAAAAUUAGCAGCGCUGAAAUUCAAAUACCUACAGACCUAAGAUGUUAUAAACAAAUUGUUAUUUUCAUACGGCAACUAUGGAAAUUAAGUUAAUUUAAAUAUGAAAACAAAAACAAAACCAAAAACAAUGUUUGAUAAAUACGAAUAGAGUUAUAUAAUUUAAUGUAGAUAUACAUACAUAUACAUACAUACAUAUGUAUGUAUGCAUAUACUCAUUGAAUAUAUGUAUAGGCAUGCAUAUGAAAUACAUUUUAUGUGACAAAAAUUGCAUAAUUAGGAGGAAUUAAGGUGAAGUUGAACUAGACCUAGAACAAAUUAAUUAUAACUAAACUUAGCUUAGUUACAAACAAUUGAGAAUUAAUUUUUGCAAGGACUAAUUUUUGUACUGCUGAAUAAAAGUACUUAGUGAAUAAAUUGAAUUAAGACGAAAUUAACUACUUAAGCAUAACGGUAUGCAGCUAAUUAACCACUCAACUAUGCAAGGUGCUGCACACACACACACAUACACACUGUUACAACGGAAGGCAUAGCAAUGGUGUAGCUGUGAAAAUGAAAACCAAAAUAAAAAAACAUGCAUAUAACGGUAAACGCAAUUUUAUAAUAGUUACAAUAAUAACAAAAACUAGGAGCGAACCAAAUUAGUUAAGGCAUGUGAAAUUAGCGUAAAACUUAACGAAUGCAAGCAAAAUGAAGAAAACAAAACAGCAUUAUGGUAAUAACAAAAACAAAAACCAAAACUAAGAGUAAGCGUUUAGCAAACAUUUAUAAGUAUGCAUAUAUAUACUUACAUGUAAACACACGCACACAAACUGCUGUAUAAGGCACCGUCGAAUUACAUAUUAGGUAUGUAUGUAUAUAACAGCAUAUAUGUAUGUAUGUAAUUACAGAUCCAAAUGGCAAAAAUUAUAACCGAAAACCCGAAAGCGUUAAAAGGCAGCUUUCCAACAACCCACCCCCCGAAAUGUUACUUACGUGCAUAGAGAAUCAUACAUAUGUAGUUUUAAUAAUAAUAAUAACAAUAAUAUGGAUAACAAUAAAUAAAUAUGUAUAUGACAAUGCAUCAAAUACCAGUGUAAAGCUUACCAACUAAACUAACAAGGGCAUUGCAUACUUUGAGGCGUUAGAUUGCACAUUGUUGCUUGCACACGACCUAGCCAAGCAUGCGAAAUGCAACGCUGCAGACUACAGUUAGACAACGCGAGCGCUUCAUCAUUGCCAGACCAUAGAAAUGCCGCUUCAAAUGAAUUUAUUCAAAUUAUUGCAUAAUACACACACAAACAAAAACAAUGCACAGCCGAAUUUGCAAAAAACGUUUAAAAAUUAUAACAUUACAACAGCGUGCAGCAUUUAUCGCACAUUCAUGCAACACACACAUACACCCCACAUGCACAUACACACACACUCAUACAUAUAUUCAUACAUAUGCAGCAAACGCCUCGUCAUGUCCAUCGUCAUCGUCAGCGUCAGCGUCAGCAUUUUUCAUUAUCAUAUCAUUAUCAUGAAGAAAUGUUCUAUUUUAUACCCUGAACAGGCUAUACUAAGUUUUUAACACACCCCGAAGGAAAUGUUGGAGUUCACUUAAUGAGCUGAGUCGAUUUAACCAUGUCCGUCUGACCGGCCACCUUUCUGUAUAUGCGAACAGUCCUUCAAUUUUGAUAUCAUUCUGCAAUUUUGUACACGUCAUUUUUUUCAAGAAGCUGCUCAUUUCUUGGAACCUCCGUAUCGGACCACUAUAGCAUCUAUGUAGCUGUCAUACAAAACUGAACGAUCGGAAUCAAGUGCUUAUAUUGAAAAAUGCUUUAUGUCACAAGAUAUCUUCAGGAAGUUUGGCAUGAAUUAUUGUUCAAAGCAACGGAACCAUAUUCGAAAAAAUCGAUCAGAUCGGACUUUUAUAGCAACAUACAACAUGUACAUAUAUGUAGAUGCCACGCAAACCGACCGAUCAAAUUCAUGCACUUGCAGAGAAUAUUUUGUAUUUGUUUAGGGCAUUACAGCUUCGGUACAACCGAUGUUAACUUUUUUUCGUUUUUGACUGUGAUCAUUUACGGACAUAACAAAGCAUAAUAUGUAUUUGAAGUUUUGUUCCAGCGAAUAAAUGCAGCGUCGGAGCAAUUUGUUUGAUUUUUUAUGUAAAUGUAUGUACAUAUAUUGGAAUAAACGUUAGAGCAUUGCACCAGAAGCGUGUAAAAAUAUCCACAUUUUGGAAAAAUUAUUUUAAUAUUUAUCGAAAAUACCGCAACUACACACACACACACACAUACAUGUAAGCAUGCACACACAUAUGCUUGUAUAAUUUACUGCCCAGCAACAGUACUAGUUGUUUUUGUUGUUAUUAUUUAUUGUAAAUGCAAGAUAAUUUGUGUCAUUGAAAUGCUCUGCAGCAAAUAAUAAUAAUUGUGCUAAUUUAGGAAUGCACACACUCACACAUACAUGUAUACAUGCUGGAAGAGUGCAGGUGUGUGGGUAAUAUAUAAAAGAAGGCGAUCAAUUGAGCAAUAGUAAAGCAACGGAGAUAAGCAAACAGAAAACAAAAACUAAUAAUGCAAGCAAAAAAUGGUGGUGCUAAUUAUGAAAUAAUAGCAACAAACAAUAAAACACGAUUAGCUAUUGUCUUGAUAACGAGAGUAAAUAUUUUAAAUGAUUAGCAAAUAAUCGUAAACGGCAAUAAAUACUAAAAACUGUGAGAACGCUUGAAUGCAACUAAAUACACGCUCGCAUAGAGUCGGUGCAAAUGCUGUAUGCUAAUCUAGAUGCAAGAGCUGCGCAAAGUACCGUUGUGUGCAUAUAUAUAUUUAGAUAUAUACAUAUGUAGAUAAAUGUUAAAGUCUCUUUGUUGUUGUUGAUUUUGUGUACAAUUUGAUAAUCGAAUGUUGUUGUUUUAAUAUGUAAUAUUAUGCUUACGCAUACAUACACACAUAUGAACAUUAGAAAUGUGCAUAAAAGCAUUGGAAAUGCGCGCGAAAAACACAAGUUAACUGUUUUCUGUAUGGCACACCAAAAAUGCAAGCAGACAAACGUACGUCCAUACUUAGAUAGUCUCUAGGUAUUAUUUUUUUUACUCGGCUUACACAAACAUAUUAUGUAACUCAAAUUUGUUGAAAAGCCUUUGGAGAGUAUUGAACGUAACCGUGUUAUACUUUUUAGUCUCUUAAUCUUUUAUUUUAAGUUCAUCUUCGAUUCGCCAAGCGUUGGAGAGUAGUGAAUCAAAAAACUGUACUAGAUGUUCAAACAAGCGGGUAGCACAGGCAGUGCAACCCUGCGCUAACAUGUCCUCUGACGUAUGCGUAAUUCUGUUACGAUCCCAUCUUUUGUGGAGACAUUUUUAUUUUUGUAUCCAAACACGUUUUCAUAACCCUUUAGUCUGGUUUCUAUAAAAGAUUAAAAUGUAUAUUAUUUUAAAACUUGGUAGCAUUUCAGAUAGCGGUAUUACCACUUUAAUGGCUUGUUCACUCGCACAAACUUAACUCGGCAACUUUAUUGUUGUUUUUAUAUGUAAUUUUUUUACCAGAGUGCAGAGCGCAAAGAAAUGUCGCAUCGAAGACAACUAUUAUAUCUUCGAGUCCAUAGUUGUUCAGGGUUAGAUAAAAAUCAAUUGUGCCUAGGCGAUGAGAACGACGGUAGAGAUCACAUAUAGUUGUUAAACACUUCUCUUAUCACAAGUUUUCACUGGACCUUCUGACACUAAACUUCAAUGGGCCUUUAAACCGAAUAUGGCGGUACGGGACCAGAAACAAGAAAGCCUCAGAUUGCCACAAAUUUUGUAACACCCAGAUGAAAACGUCGGAGGCCCUACACAAUAUAUGUCUAUAUAUAUAGUACAAGUAUAAAAAUUUUCAGAGAGACGAGUUAAGUCGACUUAGCCAUUUCCGCUUUUCUGUUUGUUGUUCCACAGUAUUUGAGUCUAAAAUUUGUCACACAUUUGUCGAAAAUCGCCGAUAUCGGACCACUUGGCAUAUAGCUGUCAUACAAACUGAACAAUCAACAUCAAGUUCUCGUAAAGACGUUUUUUCAUAUUUGAGGAAUAUUAAAGCUACUCACCACUAUGACUCACCACAAUUAAGAUUUUUGUUUGUUUUGAAGUAAUUUAAUUAAAGGAGACCUCGCUUUCAACGAUAAAUAUUGCCUAGUCACUGUCUUCUUAAUUUAGAGUUCGAUAUUUUAGCGAUGAACGAAUUCUGUAUGGUGAAAAAUAAAUCUGUGUCAGCGCUUGAGAACAAAUCGUUUUAAAUAAUGAAAUUGUGAAUGAAUAGCAACGUGAUUGACAAUACAAAUUAUUAAUUUAAUAUUAAAUUAUUAAAAAUAUUCACUUGUGUUAACAAAAGCUGCGCACAUAAAUACAAACACAUGCAUUUACAUUAUUCUCAAAUUGAUUUUUUUAUUUUUUUGCAACCGUUAUAUAAAGUUUCACUUUUGGCCAUAAAAACAAAGGACCCAAAUUAUCCCAUAUAUUUUACAAGGAAUUGUUUGAUCUUUUGAAACAAGUUUUUAACAAAGUGCUAUUCUAACUUAGAAUUGUCUGCUCUAAAAAGCAGAUCUUUAUCACUUUUUUAAUAAAAAUGUGCCUUUAAAAGUUAUACGCAGUAAAGUUAUGCAUCAAAUUUACUGCAUACAAGAAGUACACCAUGUCGUAUGAGUAACACCGAAGCUAAUUUACUCUUCACAGGUGCAUUUCUUUUAGUAACCAUGUGUCCAGUUUGUAUGGAAGCUAAAUUCCAUAGUAAUCCGAUCUGAACAAUUUUUUCGGAGAUUAUGUUAUUACCUUAAGUAGUAAUCCAUGUCAAAUUUCGUGAAGAUACCACGUCAAAUGUGAAAGUUUUCCAUACAAAAACUUGAUUCCGAUCGUUCAGUUUGUAGGGCAGCUAUAUGUUAUAGUAGUCCGAUAUCGGCAGUUCCGACAAAUGAGCAGCUUCUUGAAGAGAAAACGACGUUUACAAAUUUUCAAAAAGAUAUCUUAAAAACUGAGGGACUAGUUCGUAUAUAUACAGACAGACAGACGGACAGACGGAUAUGGCUAAACCGACUCAGUUCAACAUACUGAUCAUUUAUAUAUGUAUAUACUUUUAGGGUCUCCGAUGCUUCCUUCUGGGUGUUACAAACUUCGUGACAAACUUAAUAUACCCUGUUCAGGGUAUAAAAACAUGUUAUGCAUAUACAAGGGAAAAGAAUAUGGAUUGAAAAUAAAGCGCGUGUUUACGUUGGAUCCUUAAUAUACUUUUGCGACAAGAAAAUAAUCAAUCUGGAAAUAACACACCCUAAUAUAUAUACAUACUUAUAUACAGUUAGGAAGACUAAAAAUAAUGCAAUGAAAUGAAAUGUUCACAAAAUUAUUUCAAUGCAUAUUUAUUCAGUUGAUUUCAUAAAUUAUUGAAAUUAUUGCACAAUAAUUUUAAAUUCGUGCUUACAAAAGUAAAUGUUACAGUUUUAAUUGUCCGUACCUCUGUGUUCCCUUGGUCUCACAUUUCGCUAGGUUUUUGUUUUCACUUUUUUCUAUUUUUAACGAAAAGCAAACAAUUUUUGUUUUCAAAUGUUUUGUUUCACUGUCAAUACAUACACACAAAUACACAUACACACACAA